UUGUUUUUUGGGUUUUCAAAUUUAACGGCAGUUCCCUUACAAUUUUUUCAGUAUUUCACUUUCAUUGUGCAACCCGCAAAGCAACCCUUUCAGUUUUCAUUCUCUCUUUCCCUUAAUUACUGACUUCAACUUCUUCAUCUCCGGUCUCCUUCUUCAUCUCUGGUCUCCUUCUUCAUCUCCGAUCUCCGGUCUCCUUCUUCAUCUCCGGUCUCCUUCAGUCGGAAUCAACUCUCACCAUGGUGCAAACAAGAUCAUCAUUUAAGAAGAAUACAACUGAUACUAAUGUUGAGGUGAAUCGGGAUGUUACUGAGGCAUCAAACAGGAACACCAUGAUUCAGAAGAAAAGGAAGACGAUUGCUGAGAAUUCCAUCUUGAAGCCAAUUGAAGCAAGCAAGAAAACAACUAAGAAAGUAGUAAAUGCUCGGGAUGCUGGGACAUCCAAAGAUUCAAAAUCGAAGUCUGUUGUGGAUCCAUGUAAAGACAAAGUGAUUUUGAGAAAAACAACAAAGACGAGUAUUGCUCUAGAUGUGUACUUGUGCGAGUAUCAGAAGGAGUACAUUAAGAAUCAUCCUGGUGAAACAAAGCUACCUGAAGAGGAAAAUUUUAAGGCACAAAAAAAGUUUCGUGAACUGGUGAAGACGACAAAAUAUUACAUUGUUAAGAAGUAUCUUAAGAAGUUCAAGGAUGAAGAAGCCGCAAGGAUUGCCAGAAAUCCGCGAUGUGUUCGCUAUUUUCUUGGGUUUAAGUUGUGAACUGUCAUCUCUUAUGCUGCUGUUACAAUGGGCUUGUAGUUUGGGUUUGUAAUGACUUUCUGCGUGCACAAGAUUAUAAUGAUGCAACAAUCUCUUUUAAAAUAGCCCAGCCCUGAUGGCUUUUGAACUUUGAAUACUGUAUGGUGCAAUAUGGUGCAAUAGCGAUCAGGUAGGUAGCUAGGUUUAUAGGUUUAUAGCUUUAGACGUGGACGGUUAGGGUUCACUGCCCAUGAGAUAUGCAAUAUGCAAUAUUUAAACGUGAUCACGACGGCUCAUUGCCUUUAUCAUUUACUCCUCUUGCUUAACCCAACUAUAUGUGGCCUCCAAAUACCUUUUUACUUUCUAACAAUCAUAAUGGCUUUGAUGGCUUUUUGAUUGGGCUUCUCAUGGAAAAAAAAUUCAUAAAUAAUUUUUCAUUUAGUAGAAAAGCUGAUUUCAAGUAAAACAGUAACAAUGUUAGCUUUUUAAUGAAUAUUAUUUGUUGACUUAUUUUUUUUUCUGAUAAAUAGCGAAACUAAUACCUAUUUUACCAAUUACAUAACCUUAUAAUUGGCUUAUUUAGAUAGGUGAAGAGCCAAUAUUUACCGUCUUUUUGUCACAUAUUCAUAUUGCUACAUGAUGCUUUGAGUCGAAUGUGCGUAAGCUCUAAAAAAAACAUUUUGGCUUGAAAGAAGUUAGCUCGAGCAAGCUUGGAAGUUUCUCGAAUGAACUAAAGGAUAAGAACAAAGCAGUGAGUUGAGAGAUCGAGGGCCAUUUGCUCGAACAAGUAAGCAUAUGCUCAAUCAAGCAUAUGCACGGAGGAGGCUUGAUACUUCUGAAAUAUUUUUGUAUGCUCGAACGAGAAAAUGAAUUGCUAAAUACAGCAUGUGACUGGUGUAUUGAUUAAAAUAAUUUUCAGAAUUCUGCUUUAGGUUUGACAUUAACUUGUUGGCUUUUUUAUAUUUCUUGUGUAUGUUAUGAUGUGUAUAUGCCUUAGGUUUGGUUGAAUGAUGCGUCAUUACUGGUUGGUGAAUCCCCUACAUAGUUACCUUUAAGUUUCUCAGGUAAUGUUAUUGACAUCUCUAUCUCAAAAUAAUGUCAACCGAAAAAUGUGUUCCAAACUUGAUACCGGAUCAUAUCUGAUUCGAAUAUCCGUUAUUCCGGAUACUUAAAAAUGCGACCCGAUUUCGUCUCGGAUUAAACCGAGUAUCUGGAAUUUGGAUACCUGGUUUAAUCCGGGUCGGAAACCGAAUAUUCGGUUUUGUUUAUUUCCUUAAACAUGUGUUUUUUUUUCUCUUUUUUCUUUUAGAAUAUCUAAUAUAGAAGGUAAAAGGUUGGCUAAAUAGAAGGUUUCGACUUUGAGAAACCAAAUUGGGGAGUGAGAAAGGAUGCAGGCUGAAAAACAAAAAGGUUGAACCUAAUAUUAUGGUUUCCAAAAUAUUUUAAAAAAACGAAUACCGGGUAUUCGAAUUUUCAUAAAUUGCGAUCCGUAUUGUCCCGAAUACCCGAUUUAUAAACUGAGUACCAGGUCCGGAUUAUCCGAAUUUUGUUAACUGGAUAAAUUAUCCGGUUUUGGAAAUUAGAUACCAGAUAAUUUGGUUCGCGUUUUCUAAAUCCGAUAUUUUUGAAACUUGAAACUUGCCUGACCCAUGAAAACCAAAAAUAAUUAGGUUAAAUCCGACCGAAAAUUGAACCCAACUGCUUUGAAUAUCUAAUUUUAUCAAAAUUUUUAGUUUCUAGUCAUUAAUAUUUUGUGGGGAUCUACUAUAUUUCUUAUUUAACGGAGGUUUACGUGGGCCGAAAAUAAAGCCCAAAAGCUUCUGCAUGAAGCUGUGGGAAAGGAAGCUGAUUUUGCGGGCUAAAAGCCUCGCGGGCCGCGCUUGAUCAGGCCCAAUCAGCGGCUGGAUGGUUUCCAAAAACUAGAAAAAUUGAAAAAAAAGAGUUUUGAACAAACUUUUUCCGAAAAUAAGCUUUUUUCAAACUUAAUUCCCAAAAUAAGCGUCUGUACAUACGAAGGUAGGCUUGGUGUAUAGUCGCACUUAGUAACA
Messenger RNA from Amaranthus tricolor (Joseph's coat), 2779 nucleotides. RefSeq lists its product as uncharacterized. The transcript is spliced from 8 exons. The record is from RefSeq and is a predicted model, not a curated record. Bases 237 to 752 code for a protein of 171 amino acids. Lineage: Eukaryota; Viridiplantae; Streptophyta; Magnoliopsida; Caryophyllales; Amaranthaceae.